AGGCGCGGAUCCUAGAGAGAGUCUAGGCUGUCAGGUUCCUGCCGCUUGCUCCUCAGGACCGGCCCGGGCCGGGGGUCUGGGCGUCCGAGUUUCCUCAGCUCUCGCCGGUCUUUCUCCACAGCCUCAUGAGGCCAGAGAUGGAAGAGACCGGGAAGCAGCCCGAGAAGGGCAGGAAGAGGAGGCGGGCUCGGGCGGCCCAGGCCAUGAGAACCCGAUGGCGUCUUCAGGAGAGGCUGCCCGAGACCAAGAAAGCCUGCUUAUCUACCAUUUUAUUUGCUGAAAACUGUGAAGUAACCCAUGGCCAGCUAUGUGAAUUACUGAAGUGAGUUCUGGGCAAAUCCAGUGUUCCUAAACGCAGCUGGUGCCAGCUUUUUCACCACAACCACCUGAACAACCUGAACAAUGUGGUGGUUUUUGUUCUGCAGGGAAUGAGUCAACUGCACUUUUACAGGUUCUAUUUGGAGUUUGGAUUUCUCCGAAAGGCAUUUAGAUAUAAAUUCCGCUUGCCUCCUCCAUCUAAUUUUCUAGAUGAUAUCAUUGGGUUGCAAAAGAAACAAACAACUGGAGAUCUGCCCAAGGCACUGGAAGGGUCUUUAUCUUCUGCUGGCUCAAAAGCCAGCAUCAACCUGCAGAAUGACCCCAUCAUACAAAAGUAUGGCUGUAAGAAAGUGGGCUUGACCAGAUGCCUUCUGACAAAGGAGGAAAUGAAAACAUUUCACUUUCCAUUACAAGGUUUCCCUGACUGUGAAAACUUUAUACUUACCAAGUGUCAUGGUCCUAUAACAGACAACAGUCCUCUCUUUGGACUUGACUGUGAAAUGUGCCUCACAUCCAGGGGGAGAGAACUAACACAUAUCACACUGGUUGCUGAAGGAGGCUGCUGUGUUAUGGACGAACUGAUCAAACCUGAAAACAAGAUUCUGGACUACCUCACCAGCUUUUCGGGAAUCACUAAGAAGAUUCUUAACCCAGUGACGACCAAACUCAAAGAUGUACAGAGGCAGUUAAAAGGACUGCUUCCUCCUGAUGCUGUGUUAGUGGGUCACUCCUUAGACUUGGAUCUCAGAGCAUUGAAAAUGAUACAUCCAUAUGUUAUUGAUACAUCAUUCCUUUAUGUCAGAAAGCAGGGCAGAAGAUUUAAGCUAAAGUUCUUAGCCAAAGCUAUUUUAGGGAAGGAUAUACAACAGUAUCCAGACAGGCUUGGUCAUGAUGCCACAGAAGAUGCUAGAACAACCCUUGAAUUGGCUCAGUAUUUCCUUAAGUAUGGCCCAAAGAAGAUUGCAGAAUUAAAUCUGGAGGCACUAGCUAGUCACCAAGAACUUCAAGCAGCAGACCAAGAGCUAAGAAAUACAACAGAAGUAGUUCAGCCCCCAAACACAAGUAUUUUAGAAUGCCUGGACUCAACGGGUCAGAAGCUCCUUUUCUUGACCCGGGAGACAGACAGUAGUCAACUUUCUUCUUCCAGAAACUGUCAAACUAUUAAGUGCCUUUCAAAUAAAGAGAUUCUUGAGCAGGCUAGAGUGGAAACCCCCCUGUUUCCCUUCAGCAUUGUCCAGUUCUCUUUUGAUCCCUUUUCACCCAUGCUCACUGAGGAGAUGAAUAAAAGGAUGAGGGUGAAGUGGGCAGAAAUAUCAAUUGUCUAUGCUGGGCCAUUUAGCAAAAAUUGUAACCUUGGGGCUCUGAAGAGGCUGUUUAAAAGCUUUGGCUCAGUUCGGUCAAUAACUCUUGUUCUUGAAACCCAUCAGCCUCAUCUCUGUAUACAGUAUGAAGUCCUGGAAGCUGUGCAGCUGGCCAUAGAGUCCAUGGAAAGCAUUCUGGUAGAAGGUACCUGCAUCAAGGUGCGGAGGCCUGUGACAGAGCUCACCCUUGAUUGUGACACCCUCGUGAAUGAGCUGGAACAAGAGUCUGAGAACCGUACUAUUUACCUGUAUGGAGUGGGCGAAACCUUCAAAGAACAACUAUUGCAGCAGUCCAACCUCUUCCCUGGCCUGGAAGCUGUGAUCUUGCCUAAAGAUCUUAAAAAUGGGAAGCAGAAAAAAUACUGUUUCCUGAAAUUCAAAACUUUCGGCAUUGCCCAGAGGGCCCUCAACAUUCUCACAGGCAAAGAGUGGAAGCUAAAAGGCAGGCAGGCCCUAACCCCCAGGCACCUGCAUGCAUGGCUCAGAGGCUUACCGCCUGAAUCAAGACAACCCACAGAACUUCGUGUCACUCCUCCUCCCUCAGAGCAGGAGUUGUUGCAGACUCUGAAGGUGGACCACCCAAAGGUAGCAGCCUGGCGCUGGGGCCGGAAAAUUGGAAACCUCUACUACAGCCUGUGCCCAGGCACCCUGUGCUUUGUCCUGCUGCCAGGAACUAAGAGCACUAAUGGAUCGCUCUCUGGUCUAGGACUGAUGGGAAUAAAAGAUGAAGAGGAAAACACCUCCCCAGGCAUGUGUUUGUGAGUCUGCCCACCACCUUCU
Molecule: messenger RNA, 2459 nt
Organism: Cynocephalus volans (Philippine flying lemur)
Lineage: Eukaryota; Metazoa; Chordata; Mammalia; Dermoptera; Cynocephalidae
Gene: REXO5
Product: RNA exonuclease 5
Cellular component (GO): nucleus
Molecular function (GO): RNA binding; exonuclease activity
Source: RefSeq, a predicted model, not a curated record